Purpureocillium takamizusanense is the source of this 3603-nucleotide messenger RNA. RefSeq lists its product as uncharacterized. Lineage: Eukaryota; Fungi; Ascomycota; Sordariomycetes; Hypocreales; Ophiocordycipitaceae. The transcript is spliced from 3 exons. The coding region runs from base 1299 to 3527 and encodes 742 amino acids. The record is from RefSeq and is a predicted model, not a curated record.
CAGCCACCAGCAGAGCGGCGAGUCCGAAAAGCCCCAACAGCAGUGAAGACGAAAGAAAGAAAGAAAGAAAGAAAGAAAAGAAAAACAAAAAGACUUUCCCCGACAGACUUCGCAGCGGCCAGUCAGUCGGUGUCCAACAGCGACGCUGAAACGCGACGGGACACCCCCGGCGGGCGGCGGCUGUUUCCAUGACCAGCCUGGCAAUCACGCGACGGGCGGCGCUCUGGUUGGCCCGCCGGCCAGGGGACCAAACGGGCGCCCCUCCUUUCGUUUCGGCCGUCCGAGUCGCUUGAAGAGGAUCUUGCAGCGCCGCUCCUCAUCACACGCGCCGUAGCUGCGCCUUUAAUAUCCCGUCAAGGGCCACCCGCGGUCGUUGGCCCCUGCUUGCCCCGGCGCCCGCCGUCCGUGCGACGACUGCGAUACGGAUCUUGGUCACAGGCGUGACUCGAGUGGCUACUGGCGAUCAUGAGCAAAAAGCUAGAGACGCCGAGGAUGCGGGAGAGAGGGGGCGGGGGGCGCAUUUGCCAUCUGGCCCCCGGACGUGUAAAUUUGUUGGCGAUGCGAUGGAACCGAGUGACGACGGUCCCGAAUCCCGAUUCACCAGCUCAGGCGGCGUGAGGUCAGCGGAUACGUACGGACGUGCGAGUACAACUACCGAACAGUCCCCCCGCUCCACGCGCUCGCUUCCCGAAGAAAUGAUGGAGUGUUUUCGCGCUUGCUAGCCAUCUUUCGUUGACGCCAGUGUUUUCCUUCUUGUUUUGGUCUUACUGCCGGAUCUGCAAAGCAGGGUUGGUGGACUGACUGCGCCGUCAGCCCCCGUCCUCCCGUCGACACCUCCUGAGCGUCACAGCAUCUGAGGCACGGGCAGACCUUCCAGUUGGUCUGUCUGCAACACGCCCGCGCCAUCCAGUCGUUUUGAUCACCGGGCAAAUCCAAAGCCGAGUAUUGCCGUGUAAGCCUGGUUUUGAGUCUUGACCGACACUGCACAGUUUACACAGGCCCGCCGGCUGGCUGCCCACCCGACAUCGUCGCCUCUCGCGCCUCCUUUUCGCCUCGCGACGACUUUCACGGGGCACCAAAACCGAGCACAGGCUGCCGUGGAAACAGCCCAACAACUUGGAAGGCUGCUCGGGAGCUCUGCCCAGUUCACGGAGACGCUCCGCCGGCGCUUACUCCAGGCAGCCCGCCUGUGGGAGCUCUUGAGAGAGGACGCACAAGCACUAGCAGUGCCACCAGCGUCAGCUUCCAGAAAAAGAACAGCCGUUUCAACCUCGACCAGCCCAGUCGCCGCCGCCACCAUGUGGGACCGCCUGCGAACCGCGACGGCGACCAGCGCAACCGACGCUCCAGCAUCCCCGGCCACCAACACCACCACCGCCCUCGCAACGGCCGAGCAGGACUUCCUUCACCAUCCCCCUCCUCGUCAUCACGCCGCCUCGUCGUCCAAGCCUCGUCGUGGCGCCUCCGUCGGCAAGCAUAAGCAGAGAAUCCCCCGCAUCCGCAGCCCCAGGUCGCGCCGUUCUGACAGCCUCGACGACCCGCUCGACGCACUGGGCAUCUCGCGCAACGUCCCCUUCCGCCUCGAGGUUCGCAGGGGCAAGGUUGUGCCCCGGCUAUCUUCAGUUGACGUCAUUCUCCCUUCUCAGCAACAGGACCUAUUGGCUGCUCCAAGUCGCGAGCCACCCCCACGAGAUCCCCGGCGACGGUUCCAACAACACCAGCACCUUCAUCAACAAGACUCGCGCUGGCGUCCUGCAUCGUCAGUCUACGGCGACAGUGACGACACUGUCGGCGGCGUCGACCUCAAGGGCCCCGUCAAGCAGGCAUCCGGAGACAUGUACGUCCGCCCAGCAGCUGAGGAGCAGGUUUCUCCUCCCAGCUCCCCCGAAGCUGGCGCUCUCCACGGCGGACAUGCCGCCGACGAUGUCUCUCCCAUCGACGAAGAGCUGGAUCGCUUCCAGCAGCAACUCAUAGGAGGCCCGCUCCGAGCACACCCAGAGCGCCCCGCUCCUCACCAGCAGCGAAGCCAUAUUCCUUCGUUGCAGCAUGCUCAUCACCUACCGCGAAGUGUGCCCGACCCGUCGGUCCCUCAGCUGCGACAACCUGUGCCCCCCGAGAACCGCUUGUGGGAACGCCAAAUCCAUCACGGGCACCACCGCCCAGGGCAACCUGGGAAUGCAAUGCCACGGGAGCGUGCUGCUGAGACGCUCAACCCGCCUCAAGCAUUUGGCUCUACCACAGUGGUAACGGCACCCGUGUCGAGCCACCGCAACACACCAUCGCCCUCGUUUGGGCAGCGCAUGCGAUUUAUGGGACGGAGCAAACCCGAGCCGCUUGACAGCCGGCCCCCGUGGCAUGGGGCGAGUGGUCGGACGAAGCUGAUCAAACCCGUACGCGAUGACCCGAAGGCAGGUCCUCUUCAGAUUCCCCGGAAGAGCAGCAAGCGCACAGGUCGUGGCGGGGUGCCCAUUUCGACAAGUGCCCAUACCCCGGGCGGCCAGGCUACAUCUGAAACGCACAAUGCGGGAGCCGCUACAGCUCCAGCGCGCAACCCGCACCCCCUGGCAGCCGCCCACGAGACGGCUAGAAAAGCUACCAGCCCGUCGUGGCAUGCCCAAGCCCCUCUUCAAUCUCAGUCUGACGCUGGAGCGCAUUCGUAUCCCAGCCCACCCGACACGGACUAUCUGUCCCCAUCACCUCCAGCUGCCGCUUUCCAAUCGUGGGAAACCUCGGUGGCACCACGCGGUGUCUCACCUGACGUGCAUCCGUCCAAGCCCAUCAAGCGGAAGCCCCCACCAGGUGCUUCCACCGCAUCCCCGGGCACGGCCUUGUCUCACUCCAUUGGCGCAAGCGCCGGGCCUUCGAGCGAUCAAGACGCCUGGGUGCAACCGCCGUCACGAUUCAGCGUCACAACGUACGCGACAUCGAAUCCCGGCUCGCCCCGACAAUCAGUGGACGAGCCUCCCGUCCCAGCCCUGCCGGUGCUGGCGACCCCGGGGAUGGAGCGAAGACGGCCCGCCGCUGAGGAGUACAGCGUUGGAGCAGAGCCCGAGCCCGUUGCCAUCACGAUGAGCAGUCCGUAUUCAGCCUCGAGUCACGUUCCAGUCCACGAGCGCGCUGCGCAUGCUCGCAUAUUCAGCGAGAGCCAGCAGUCUGAUCGUCGCUCCUCCAUGCUGUCCAUGGCGAAGCCGCUCCCUCCAGCUCCGCACGAGCAAUCGUCGUCGAACGAUCGCGUCGCCAACUUGAACGCGCAGAUCCAGGGCCUGGUGCAUCGGCGGAUCAAUAUCACCAGAAGCAUCAAGCAGAUGACGGAACUGAUGCCCGCCGACAACCUACUCGCGAGUGAAGAGGUGCUUCGCAAGCGCGAGGUGGAGAAGCAAAAGGUCGACGCCCUGAAGGGGGAGCUCGCGGAGGUGCAGCGGGAGGAAUACGAGCUGGGCCUCAAGCUGCACCGGGCGUACAAGCGGCUGGACCAAGACGCCGAAUUCGAGCCCACGACGCUGUGGGUGAGGAGGGUGACGGGUUGACGCCACUGAGAGCUUUGACAAUGUGUAUUUUGUCGCAGCAAGCGGACAUGUUUUACGAGUGACGAAUGGAAUGGUC